AUGUCUUCUGUCUUCUACUACGAGCCCUUCUCGGACUUUGACCGCCUCUUCGAUGAGGCGUUCAACGCCCGCACUGGCAACAACAACAACGGCCAGCGCCAGCGCCAGAUCGGCACCACCUCCAACAUCAUCCAUCCAAGGAUGGAUCUCCACGAGGAUGCGAAAGCCAACUCGGUAGUCGCCUCCUUUGAGCUUCCGGGGUUCAAGAAGGAAGACGUGCACAUCGACGUGCACAACGGGCGCUUGACCGUCUCUGCGGACAGCAACGUGUCGACCGAGACGAAAGAGGAGGGAUACGUUGUGAGAGAAAGGCGGUUCGGGAAGUUCUCUCGGACGCUCCAGCUCCCUCAGGGCGUUAAGGACGAGGAAAUCAAGGCCACGAUGCAGGAUGGCGUACUCACCGUCACGUUCCCCAAGUCGGCUCCUGAGCUGGCACCCAAAAAGAUCACCAUCUCGUGA
This is a messenger RNA of Pleurotus ostreatus (oyster mushroom), 459 nucleotides long. RefSeq lists its product as uncharacterized. Bases 1 to 459 code for a protein of 152 amino acids. Gene Ontology annotation, biological process: response to salt stress; protein complex oligomerization; protein folding. The transcript has 3 exons. The record is from RefSeq and is a predicted model, not a curated record. NCBI's taxonomy places the organism in Eukaryota, Fungi, Basidiomycota, Agaricomycetes, Agaricales, Pleurotaceae.